AUGGAGGCUAACUCUAUUUUCCCCUAUCGCCCGGCUGCUGGCGCGCAGUUCCAGCUGCCCUUCAAGAUCGGCGAUAAGAUUCGCAUCCAGGAGGAGAUUGACGGCUGGUACCGCGGCAGUCUCAUCAUCGAGGCUCGCGAAGGCGAUUCUGACCGCACUCCGAAGGAGGUGAAGGGCAUCUUCCCCAAGACCUACGUCUCCAUCACGCGCGAGCUCGAUGAUGACCCCAUCACCAAGGAGCUGCGCGGCGUGCUGCGCGAGUGGGGCGCCCUCAUGCGCCAGUACUACCUCGAGAGGCGCAUGAAGGAGUACACCACGAUCAAGGACCGCAUGAAGGUCCUGCUCGACUGGCACCGCAUCAUCACCUCGCCCCAUACGCCCCCUAAAGCGUUGGCUGAACUCAAGCCGCGCGUGAUGAGCAACAUCGAGGAGGGCAGGCGUCUGUUGGGACUCGACAUGAUCGUCAAGACGCCCUCCGGCGAGCCCGCCACCGAGAACAACACGGCCGUGCUCAAGCUCUACCGCAUGCACCAAGAGCUGGCCUCCAAGGACACCACGCCGGGCGCCAACAAGGACGCUUCCGCUGAUAAGGCCAAGGACAAGAACCCCCUUACUGCGUCGCGCGACCUGCUCGGGCAGCAGUCGUCGAUGGUCGACCUCAACGCUAAGAGCGCCAAGCUCAUCAGCGUCACCACGGCCAAGGAGAUCGCCCAGCACUGCCUCCUUCUGGAGCUCAAGCUCUCGAUGUGCCAGGUUGGCGAGCCGACCGAGCUGUACUUCUCCCUGUACAGCGCCAGGAGCGGCCAGAACCUGACCGAAGAAUUCAAGGUGGGCCUCACCGCCAACGGUCUCCCGCCCGACAUCAACGCCAUUGGCACCAUGAAGUCCUGGUUUGAGGUGGCCGAGCUUCACGGUGGUGAUGCCUACUUGGUGUGCCGCAUGGUGCGCAAGGGCCAGCUCGUGUGGGACGACAGCGCCAAGGCCAAGAAAGAGGUCAAGGACGACGAGGCUCUCAGGCGCCCGUUCGCCUGCGGUGUCAUGCCCCUGGCGGAGCUGGGCCUCGGUCUGGGCAAGGAGAGCGAGCAUUCGAUGAAGAUGUUCGCCCCCAAGGAAGAGGAGAAGUUUGGCACCCUUCCCGACCUGAUCAUCCAAAACGUCGCGUCGGCCUACCAGUCGCAGCCCAAGGGCUCGCUCUCGCUCGGCCUCCGUCUCUUCGGCGGCACCUUUGACCACGUCGUCAAGUCGUUCUCCGACUUGAGCAGGUUCCCGCUGCAGCAGAAGCUCAACAUCAACGAUUCGCAGAACCAGAAUCAGGUGGGCCGCAACGACUUGUACAUCACCCUCGACAGCGCCAUCGUCGCCUCCGAAGCGGGCGAUAAGAACCUCGAGCUACUGGUGGGCGUCCGCGACGACAACGGCUACCCGGUCAAUAACUGCUUCAGCUCGGGCACCGGCGAAAAGCCGGUGACCGAGUUCAAGUCGCUUGUACUUCAUAAGUGUGGCAGCCCCGUGUGGAAGGAGACCAUCCGAGUCAACGUCAAGCCCGAGGAUUACCCUCGCUGCCACCUGUACUUUACUUUCCAGAGCGUGGGCAAGAAGGGCGCGAAGGUCAUCAGCAACGGAUUCCUCCGCCUCACCAACGCGGAUGGUACGGUGGCGACCGACGGCACCAAGGAAGUCGCCACCUUCAAGCCUCCGCGCUCUGUGGACGAGCGUGCCUUCUACCUCGAUGCCGCGAGCUCCAACAAGCUGGCGAUCAGGAAGGGCGAAGUCAUCAAGCUCAAGACCACUCUCUGCUCGACCUACCUCACCCAGAACGCGUCGAUGCUUGGCUUGCUGCAGUGGCGCCAGCAGAACGAUCUGGCGGGCAUGCUCAACAAGUUCUCGUUCGUGGAUCAAAACGAGAUCGUCAAGUUCCUCAAGGAGACUUUCGACUCUCUGUUCGCCAUCCUCGUCUCCCCCAGCUGCCAGGGCAACACCAAGCUCUCCCUCCAAGUAUACGACGCCAUUGUGAACACGAUCCAGCUGCUGUACGAUGAGAAGCAGGGCCAGUCCACUCACCGGAGUGCCCUCGACAGCUACAUCAUCCACUACCAGCAGGCGGAGGUCAAGCCCGCCGCAUCGGCCCCGGCGCCGACGGCCGCCUCCGCGGUGCCCAACCACCGACAGAGGAACUCCGUGCUCGGUUCCCCAACCGGCUCCGGCGUGCCUCCCACUUCGCCCGGCCUCCGCAGGCCCGGCGGCUCGCCGGACGACGCCGACAACAACUUCUCCAAGAUGCACAAGAACCUCAUGUUCUGCCUCAAGGAACAGUUCAAGGAGCUGACGACCAGCACCACGCCGUCGCCCAUCUCGGGCAAGAAACUGAUUCCGACCGUGAAGGCUCUGGAGUACUUGCUCAAGUUCAUCCUGGCCUCCCGCAUUCUCUACGACCGCACCAACCCGCAGGACGCUCUCCGCACUAAGGAGGAGUUCAAGUGCGACAUGGCCGGGUUCUUUGACGUCUUCAACGAGCUGAUGGCCCAGAAGGCGGACUGGCUCAUCGGCGCCCAGACGCUCGCCGUCAGGCACUUCUCGCGGUUCUUCGCCCACCUGGAGUCCCUGUUCUCGAUCCAAGAGAGGAGCUCGAUCGCGGGCAAGUUCCUGGAUAGCGUGAAGGGCAACACCACGACCCGACUCAACGUCGAGAAGCUCCUGCUCAUCCACUCCAUCAUCUCCGACUCGCUCUUCCAAAACGCAGGCACGUCACCCCUGCUGGCCGGCCAUUCCUCCCUCUCCCCCCCCCCGGCUCAUAAUAUUUUAAUAUUUGUUGGAUCAGGCGCGCGCAAGCAGCUCAUGCCGGUCGUGCUCUCGAACCUGAAGCACUUCCUCAGCUCGUCGGACAGGCUGGAGGAGAAGCGCGAGUGUAUCUCCGUCCUUUUCCUCCUCCUGGAGCAGCUCCAGACCAACCUUGCCUCGGAGACCAACGUGUGGGACUCGGGCGUGGCGUCGGUCCUGCCGGAGGUACUGCGCUGCAUCGAUCUCAUGGGUCAGCCGGGCCAGCAGGGCGACAAGGCCAUGCAGGCCGACAUCGUCAUGUGCCUCCUGUCGAUCCUCUAUCUCCUGGCGCCCCAGAACUACCAGGGCUUCCUCCACUCCCUCAACGGCGAGGAUAACAUCAGGAACACACUCAUCGCGCUAUUCCGCAACCUGUCGUCGCUGAUCUCCGAGCGGCCCGCCUUCCCCGAGAACUGGUUCGGGCUGCAGAUGUUCCAGUACUCGACCAUCUCGAAGGUCAUCUCCAUCAUGAACGACAUCCUGCCCUUCCGCCUGGGCUUCCUCUCCGCCGAUGGCUCCGGCCCGACCGGCGCCAAGCCCUCCUCGUUCGGCGGCGGCGGCAGCGGCAUCGGCCCUCGCACUGUCGGCGGCCCGACGUCAUCGCUCUCCUCCUCGGUCUCGUCGUCCCCCGGCGGGUCCUCCUUCCGCGGCCCGUCGCCACUCACUUCGUCGUCAUCGGGCACCGCCGGCGGCCCGGCCCCUGCUUCGCCUGCACCCUCGCGCCCGACCCCCGGCGUUCCGUCGCGCGUUGGCGCCUCGCCGGUCUCUGGCGGCCUGGUCUCGUCGUCCCCCUUCAAUUCGCCCGGCGGACCGGCGUCGGCUUCCUACGCAGGGCCGGCCGCGUCAAGCAGCGUGCCCAUCCCGGCCCGCGGCGGUGUGGCGAACCGCUUCCUGCAGGCGGUCAACACGCCGGGUUCGCCCUCGGGCGGCUCACCUGUGUCUUCGCCCUCGCCCUCGCCCUCGCCCUCCCCCUCGUCGCCCGGAUUCCCCAGGCCCGGCGGUCCCGGCGGCGUCGCGGGCGCUCGUCCCGUGCCGGCCACGCCGCCCCGUUCCAUUCCCGGCGCUGGCGGCGCGGCGGCCGACGUCAACCGCAGCUCUUCGAUGUCGCCUCCGCCCAACGGCAGCGCACCCUCGCCCGUCGGCUCUCUGGGCUCUUCUUCCUCCGGCACCAGCGGGCGCUUGUCGAACAGCCCGGCCGCCGGUGGAAGCAGCAUUACAGGUCGUGGGCUGCCACUGCCGGCGAGACGCAAGGCUGCCGCGGAUAGCGGCGAUUCUGCGACGGUGAUGGAGAGGAAGGUGUUCGAGGCCUUCUUCACCCUCACCAUCAACUUCAUCACGGCCGGCCCCCUCACCAUGGAGAAGUUCACCGCCCAGAAGCAGUCCCUCAUCCACACCGAGUACGGUGACAUGCGUCUGCCCGUGAUGGACCACUUCAAGAAGGUCUGGAACGUGCUCGGCCCGAGGCAGACCCUGUUCAUCAAGGCGCUCGUCGGACCGUUCCUCGAGCUAGCCAUGGUGGAGGAGCCGCAGCUCAAGGAGGCCGGCCUCACGCUGUACUUCUCAACGCUGACGCGGGAGUUCAGCGCCACGCGCACCUUCCGCGGAGUCGAAACGCAGACCAUCGACGCCCUGGACAAGAUCGUCAACGAGCGCUUCGCCUCGUCGGCCAGCAACGCCAGCCUGACAGGCCUGAGCAGGAGCGGCUCGACCAUCGGUCGCCCUGUCGGAGCGAUGAUCACCUCGGCAACCUCGACCCAGGCCCAGCAGGCCGCUGACUCCUUCAAGAAAUACUUCAGGGCCACGCUCAACGUGCGCUUCGAAGCCGAGAAGGACGAGGCCCUCAGGGAGCACGGUCUGUCGUUCCUGCAGGACAUGGAGAAGAUCGUGGAUCUGUUCACGGCGCUGCGCGUGCUGCCCAAGGCCUACGAUGACGAUCGCACGGAGGCGACCAUGCAGCUCAUGCAGUACCUCAAGCAGACCGAUCGCCAGGACAAAUACGUCAAGUACAUCCACGAUCUCUGCAAGCAGCACGAGGCCAACGGUCAUUUGGUGGAGGCCGGCCUCACGCUCCUGCUGCACGCCGAGCUGUACGACUGGACCGAGGACACCGUGCCCCCCAUGGGACCCCACCAGAACAGCGAAAUCGCGUGGGAGCGCAAGGAGCGUCUGUACUUCCAGGCGAUCGACUUCUUCGACCAUGGCAAGGCGUGGGAGAAGGCCAUCGACCUCAUGGAAAAGCUGCGCUUCCAGUACCAGCGCAUCUUCUUCGACUACGAGAAGCUCUCCAACGUCCUGGCGCGCCAGGCUCGCUUCUUCAGUUCGAUCGUGAGCGAGGAGCGCUUCUACUCGGACUACUUCUUCGUCGGCUUCUUCGGCAAGGGCUUCCCCGCCAACCUGGCCAACAGGCAGUUCAUCUUCAAGGGCUACGAGCUCGAGCAUUCGAGGGACUUCCAGGCGCGCAUCACGGCGCUCUGGCCCGCCGCGGAGCUCCUCAACUUCACCGAGGCGCCCGGGGAGGAGGUCAAGAACAGCUACAAGCAGCACCUGCAGAUCUACACGGUCAAGGCCGCCUCGGUCGAGGAGAUGGAGGCCAAGGAGAAGGUCGUCAACGAGCGGAUGCCGCCCUCGAUCAAGAAGUUCCUGCAGGGCAACGACGUCAAGGUCUUCGUCUACUCCAAGCCCUUCCGGAAGGACAAGCAGAAGAACAAGGAGAACGAAUUCGAGGACUUGUGGAUCCGCAACUCGUACUUCAUGACCGCCGACGCGUUCCCCGGCAUCAGGCGCCGCGCCGAGAUCGUGGAGUCGCGCAUCAUCGAGGUGACGCCCAUCCAGAACGCCGUCAACUCGAUCCAGUCCAAGAACGAGGAGCUCAAGGAGAUCAUCAUCAAGCACGGGUCGUCGCGCGACCUCAACAUCAACCCGUUCACGAUGGUGCUCAACGGCGUGAUCGACGCCGCCGUCGCUGGAGGCGUGGCCAUGUACCAGAAGGCCUUCCUCACGCCGGCCUACGCCUCGGCCAACCCGGGCGACAUGCCGCUCAUCAACAAGCUCAAGAACAACAUCCUCUACCAGGUCGACAUCCUUGAGAAGGGCUUGAACAUCCACGCGAUCGUGUGCAGCGCCGACAUGGCGGGCCUGCAGGAGCAGCUGGAGAUCAAGUACGAGCAGCUCAAGCGCGGCGUGGAGGAGUACCGCGCGCAGCUGCCCGAGGGCUGGGUGGUGCCCACCUUCAAGCUGCCCUCGUCCAUCUCCGCCGAAAUGUCCGAGGACAUCGCGCGCCUCUCCAAGUCCCCCGCCGUCGCCAAGCUCUCCACCCGCUCUGAGAGCACUGACAUGCUCGACAGGAUCAGCAAUGACAGCAGCGGUGAGAUUCCGACCAUCCCGGCCCUGUCCUCAUCGCCCAACUUCAAGGGCACCGUCAAGGCCAAGAAGGCCAAGAGCGACAAGGAGAAGAAGGAGAAGAAGCCCGCCCGCAAGGACAAGAGCUAA
Molecule: messenger RNA, 6306 nt
Organism: Acanthamoeba castellanii str. Neff
Lineage: Eukaryota; Discosea; Longamoebia; Acanthamoebidae
Product: variant sh3 domain containing protein
Exons: 35
Coding region: 1-6306 (2101 amino acids)
Biological process (GO): small GTPase-mediated signal transduction
Cellular component (GO): plasma membrane; cytoplasm
Molecular function (GO): small GTPase binding; guanyl-nucleotide exchange factor activity
Source: RefSeq, a predicted model, not a curated record